AUGGGAGUUCCACAGCAUAUUCGCGAAGCCUUUGAUCUUGCUAAGGACUUUCUGACUCCAGUCCUUGAUCGAGAGGCAAUACAGAAGACCCAAGGUAAAUCCUUGCUGCAGAUUCUUAGUCUAACUUCGGGUGAUGAUCAUGGUGCUGGCGAUGGUGACGCGCGGUCAACUGUGAUAAAUGAGGCUUUGAAUAUCUUGACUAGUAUCCACAGGUCCCUUGUUUUACCUGAAGACCAACAUGGAUCUCUUCAAUCAGGUGGGGAGGCUGGAGACUCGCCAUUGGAAGAUGCCAAGCGCCGCCGAAUGCUACAUGCAUUGCUAGACCUGAUUUCCCUGGAAGGAAUAUACCCUUCGUUGUCAUCUGGCGUUGGGAUUCCCCUGCAGCAGCGGGUGAUCUCGGUAUUGCCAGCCGGUGUCAUUGCAAAGCAGGCAAAUGCAACUGUUAGCAGUGUACCGCACGACGAGCCUCUUUUGUGCCGCAUAAUCGGCGUUUUGGUUGACGUCCUCUUCGACCCGAGACCAAGCCUCCAGCCGAUCAUUCGUGGUCGUAUCUUGAGUGACAUAAUCAGUGGCACGUCUGAUCUUGCUUUCAAUCCAAAUACCGAGGCAUCAUCUGGCCGGAACUCAUACCAGAAAACUUUAGCCAAGAUAAUUGAUGAUACCCCAACAACUGUCUUGCUGCCCACACUAUCCGCAUUCCUCCAAUCGAAUACUGCGCAAUGGUUCAAAUUAAUCAUCUCCAGCCAGAUCUCACAAGUUCCGCUACGACCCGGAGGAGUAGUGCAAACCAUCAUGUUUAUUGCAUCGCAAUUUUCGCCAUCUCUAGGCCAGGAAGCACAGGACCUAUCAAAUGGCCCUCGUUUGACUGUUCAGGCCAUCAUGCAAAUAUCACGACUCCUUUCCUCUGUGCCAUCGGAUGUUGACCCAACUGUCUAUUUUCAGACAAUCGCCCCACAGCUGCUAGCACUAAUAGACGGCGAUGAUUUAGAUCUCAGGAAAACUGCUUCCUACGUCGUCGGAAAUGGAAUUCUGGGGAAACGUGCUUAUGGCGCUCCUGGCACUGUUGGUCAUACCAUCUUUGUGGAGCCGAUAUUUAAUGCACUUACCGCGAACCUCGAUGCUAAAUCGAGACAAUGGAUCGGUCACUUCACCGAUAUCGAAGGCUCUAUGCCAAACCCUGCGGAACCAAACCCCGCAUCCAACGUCUUGGUAGACGGCGCAACAGUGGACCUGGCUCUAAACAGACUGGCUUGUCUGACAUUGCAGCAUCCAAACCCAGGUCUCGUAAAACGAAUCGUGUCUCCGAUUCUUCUUCCAUUAUGGGGCUUGGUCUGUUUUUCCAAGGAGGAAGGGCUGAUCCCGUUCCAUGAAAAGGUCUUGCUCCUGCUCCAAACAUAUUUUGGCAUCUCUGUUGGAGCCCAACCCCUCAAAAAGCUAAUUGAUAAUCUUCUAUGGGAUGGGGGGGCGAUGUGGACAUACAUCAAAGAUUCCGACGCUAGAAUCGCAUUGCAGAAGCGGAGUGAGAAAACAAGCGAGCAUUCAAAUAUGGUGCAGCUGAUCGAUUCCAUCCAAGCACGAGUAGAAGUCUUUGUCAGUCUCAUUGGCUCGGAUCCUAGCAGUGAGGAACGGACCGGUGAUAUCUUCCUCUAUGCCAGUCAAAACUGGCUAGUGCAGCCGCGGGGUACUGCACUCCCUGACAACACAUUGAACAGUCCCGCUGGCGAAGGUGACAACAUCAUUCAGAAGCUUGUUAGUGCCAAAAUUGCAGAAAAGCUGCUUGAGAACUUCAAAGAAGCACUGACUCGACACCCGCUCCGAGUUUUAGAGCUCAUCAAGCAAGUUAUUGCUGGGGAGCUACAUAGACUUAGCGCCCAAAAAUGGGCGGCUCAAGGCAAAGUAAAUAGCAAGGUGUCCCUGUUAUCUUUAGCUAACAUCGUGAAAACGGGAGACAAAGACGCGGAGCAAUGUGACAACGACUCCUCUGAAUCCGUUUCAACAACCUUCAGUCUGAUGUCUACACUUCUUGCAUCUGCGGAGUUCUCUCCCACUACUGAAAUUCAGCCCCUCCUUGAAUCCCUUAAAAACGACCUCGAUCAACUCGUUCCCUUUCUCCCUUCCACACUUUCCAAGCCAGCAACGACCUCGUCUAUGUUGCUAGAGAUUCACCUUGCUGGGGGAGACGAAACCACAAUUAAGGCAGUGCCAGCUCAUAUUCAGGACCUUGAAACACAUCGUCAAGCAAUGGCGAAUCUCAACUCAGAUCUACCACCCGUGCAAGCCGAGGGCCUAUCACUGAUUUCGAAACUGAUUAUGAAAUCCUCACCCGUUCUUGAUGUGGGGUCAACUCUCACCCUCCUGCUUUCAGUCAUCACCGACACAUCCAAGACCUCUGCCAACGAUGAAUACGCAUAUCUCGGUGCAAUCAAGAUAGUUGGUACACUGGCAUCACGCCAUCCACGUUCCGUGAUCAAAACCCUGGUUGAAGAGUACGCAGACAGACGCGAACACCGAGGAUUGGACGAAAGACUCAGGAUUGGUGAAUCUCUGCUGCGCACAGUGCAGGACUUGGGAGAGGCGUUGGUUGGUGAGACGGCCAAAAUUCUUGGUGAGGGCAUUGUUGCCGUUGCAGGACGACGGGGCAACAAGAAGUAUACACAGCAAAUCCGCAAAAAGCAACUUGCCAAGGAGAGACGGGAACAGGAACGCGCGCAGCGCAAGGAAAAUGAACCGGCCAUGCCUGAAGGCUGGUCCAUUUCAUCUGGAGUAGCUAAAGCUGCUUCCGAACUUGACCUCCCAGAACUUCAUUCGGACGACGAAUCCCCAGAGCAAUCAGCGUACGCCACAAACGUCGUCGCUGCAUGGGCAGCCGGUGCAUCUGCGGAUGAUGCCCCUGAUGACCUUCGCAUCCGCGCAUCGGCCAUUUCCAUUCUUGGAUCGGCCAUCAACGUCAACAUCCUUGGUCUUGGCCCCGUCAUUCUUUCUUCCGCCGUCGAACUCGCGCUCGCCACGUUAACCCUCGAAAGGGAACCGGCGAGUGCCAUCCUCCGCCGGGCGAGUAUAGUUUUGAUCUUCGACAUCUUGAAAGCUCUUGAGGCAGCACGGGAAACGCGCGGGAACCAGGGCAUCGGGCUCGGCUUUUCGCUUUUGGACGAUUCGGCUUCGAGCUUUGCCGCCCCAUAUGGGUCCAGUAUGCAGGGACAUUCGACUAUUGGUAAUAUCCCUGCUAUGCUACGCACGCUCCGCUUCAUCGAGGGUUCUGAGGAGGACGGGCUCGCUCGUGGAAAUUUGCGCGCAUUGAUUGAAAGUUUGGAGACUUGGUCAGAGAAGUCUUUGAUGUGGGGCAUUGGCGCCCAGGAUGAUCAAAAUACCUUCAGUCCACGGUUUGGACUGGGCGACAGGAUCGCCGGUCUACAGGUUGAUCCCAUGGCAGGGGAAACUACCGGUCGUCCGCGCAUCGAGGAGAUUGAAUAA
Messenger RNA from Penicillium digitatum Pd1, 3471 nucleotides. Its product is annotated as RTP1/Tango6 family protein. The record is from RefSeq and is a predicted model, not a curated record. Gene Ontology annotation, biological process: protein secretion. Lineage: Eukaryota; Fungi; Ascomycota; Eurotiomycetes; Eurotiales; Aspergillaceae.